AGUAUGUCACUGGGGCACGAGGCUCUCCCCGCGGUCACAUGGUCCCGUUUUCUGCCGCGUGCGGGCACGGCGGCCCCCGCACAUUCAUCAUCAUCAUCAGUGUCCUGCUGCGCGCGCCUUGUUUCAAAACACACAGGCAGGCAGACAGAGGCGCGCGUGCAGCAGGACGGAUCGCUUGGUUCCGCGUGCAGCAGGAGCAGUAGUUUGAAUUCACAGAAUAAGACCCCGCUUCUUCUUCUGUGGUGGUUUCUUCUCCCACGUCUCCGAGCCUGGGAUGCGUGCGCAGCGGUAGCUUUCUGGGACUUUUAAACGAGGGUCGCGUGCGUGACUUUUUCUCGGAUGUCACAGUGACCACCGCUGCCAUGGACACGAACAACAACAACAACAACCCAGGUAAAUACGUCCCCUACUCUGCACCUCGCGCUUACAUUAGAGCUGAUAAGAGCGACGCUGUGCGCGUGCGGCACAUUUAUUUUGACUUUUAACAGUGCCGAUUGGUCCGCGUGCGUGUGAGGGUCUCUGCUGCUGCUUCAGGGGUCGAGUUUUAAAAGUUGUCGAAUUUUACAUGGUGUCUGGCAGCAGCGCGGGGUGAAGGCUGAGACGAGCAGGUUACUGGUCGAUGAGUAGAGGAUUAUCGUUAGUAUCGGACCACAGGUCGAAGCUUUGAGCACCUGCGGCUGUGUGGCGCGCGAACUUCUGUUCCGGUGUUUGUGUCCGCGGUACAGGUUCUCUCAGCGAGGGGGGCUGGAGCACCGGGUUCAGGUCCAGACCAGGUUCGGGACCCCGCGUUGCCCUCACUGCGGUCCCAGUGAGCAGUUGUCCGUGGCCGGGUUUCUGGAAAAGCGGGUCCCGCUUGGCACAUGUCCGGCGGUGGUCACGGGGACUGUGUACGUGACUGUGCCCGUGUGUUCGGGUAAGUGGGUCAGGGUGCCAGCGGUCACGUCGGAGGGUGGACAGGUGUCAGGUGGACCCGCAGUAAUGUGCGUGUACGUGCUCGCUCGCUCGCGCCAGCAGAGCGCCCGUUGCCGGUUCACAUGGACCGGCAAACCGAGCCAUGUGCGCUAUGUUUUCACGGAGCUCCGCGGGCUCUGAUUGGCUGCCACUGAGCCUGAGCUCAUUGUAUAAUUCCGCUGCUCCUCCCCCGGCUCCUCCCCCUGUGUGCUCCAAACACGAUCACAUUUAAAGAUUUGCGCACAGUCACGUGGUUUGACGUUUGCUCAUUUUCACUGACGUCAGGAGCCUUUGCUCUCUUCUUCUGCACUUUUAUAGUUUGUAUUUGUAUGUGAUCAGAUUAUUGAUCAUGGCUGAUUCUGAUCGAUGACUGGGAUGAGGAUCUUUAGCACACACUGAUGGUUCAUCGAUGAUAGUAGUUACAGUCCGGCUCUCACCUGUCCUCACCUGUUAAAGCUGCAGUUUGGGUGCUUUUGUCUCCCCCUGCUGGCGCAGACAAGAGCAACACCAACACAGCUGAGCGCUGGUUUCUGUGUGUGGCUUUUAUCUGCAGCAGCACAGACUGCACUCAGCUUGUUUCAGGCAGGAGUCACAGAGUUUUAUUCAAAUGCCACUAAGGAUGUUUGAGCCGUACACAGAGACACGUCACACACCUCGCCACAGACACCUGCAGCUGACCGCGGUGACGUGGAGCUGCUGGGAGACGUAAGACCACAAAAACAUGAAUCUGUGUUAAAAUAAUCCCGCAGGAGUUUUUUCAGACUGCAGGCUUACUGAUGUAAAUAACGAUGAUCACAUGAUGUAAUAAAGUGUAAACCGACAAAUAAAACUCGACAUACAACCUGAACACAGUGACGAACACGACAGGUGAGACGAUGUACCUGUGCAGGUGAUUUAUUUACAUUUCUGGGACAAAAGGAGCCAAUCAGAGGGGAGUGAGGUCAAGGAGGGGAGGUGUGAAUGAGUGAGAUGUGAAUGAAUGAUGUAUGUGAUUUAUGGAAGCAUCUCCAUGUCUGCUUGAAGUCCGAUAUUUCUGAUCCAGGAUUCCUGCUGUAUCCCCAGGAUAGAGCGCCGCUCUGCUCGCUCUCACAGAUCACCGUGUUUGUGGUUUAAAACUCAUCACAGCGGACACUUACUGACACUACACUACCCAUGAGCCUCAGCUGCUGGUGUUGAGCUCAAUGAUAACCGACAUUCGCCGCACUGACGUUCAAAGAGCGUUUGGCUCAUGUGAACUUCCUGUCAGCUCAGAGUUCAGCUAACACGUGUCCCUGCAGUACGCCCACAAACCUCAGACCAACUUUAAAAAACAUGGCGGCGUGACGCUUAAACACAUACUUAAAAGGUGAUAAAGAGGGUUCUUACAGAACGUUUAGUAAAACAUCACUGCAGCACUGUCAGAGAGACUCUGAGGACACGUCAGCGUUCGACCUCGAGUCGUUAGCCGGUGACAUCCAACUUUUAUGCUUUGAAAUUCCCACGGUGAGCAGAGACCCUGAUGAAACGCGUUUACGCUCAGUCAAAGAGGGCGAACAUGUGUUAGCAGCUGGAUCCUCUCCUCUGGAGGUCAGCACAGUGCCUGGAGGAAGCACAGCGUCUUAUUCCAAGCACGGAUCGUUUAAAACCUUCACGAGGACCUGAAGAUCAUGUGAUCUGUCCUGAGACCUCGUGAGCAGCAGAGACGUGCCACGUCACCACCGCGAGCGUCAGCGCUAACGGGAAACUUUAUUAGAAAAUGAUUCCCAGGUGGAGCAUGAUGCUGUUGUCAGGUGGAGGUGAAAUGAAGCUUUCUUAUCCCACCUUCGCAGAUUACCCAGAAUGCACUUUGUGGAGCUUCCUGCAGGGCACGCUGGUUACUGCUCCUCUGAGGAUGUGACUGAUGAAGUCACAUGAAGGUUAUUAUUCUUCUGCGGUUUCAGCUUUAAUUAUUUCUGAGUGGCUGUCGCUCACGAGACGAAGCAACUCAUCUGCCAAUUAGAAGGAGGCGUGAUCUCCUACGUGGGCUCCUCCGGAGGCUCUCCCACUCGGACCAGUCCGGUCUCCAUGUACAGUGAGAACUCCAACUCCCAGUCCUUCUUCACCUCCUCCUCCUCCCUCACACUGCCCUUCCUCAGCUCCGGCUCCAGCUCAGGGUCAGCCGGAGACGACGGGUCCUCCUCGGCCUCCUCGUCGGCGGGAGGCUCGCCUCGAGGCCGCGACGACGGCGGCUCUCUGAGGACGUCGCCCAGCAAGUCUGUGGCCAGUCUGACCAAGCUGAACGGCAUGGUGCUGCUCUGUAAGGUCUGCGGUGAUGUCGCCUCGGGUUUCCAUUACGGCGUGCACGCCUGCGAAGGCUGCAAGGGCUUCUUCCGCCGCAGCAUCCAGCAGAACAUCCAGUACAAGAAGUGCGUGAAGAACGAGAGCUGCACCAUCGUGAGGAUCAACAGGAACCGCUGCCAGCAGUGCCGCUUCAAGAAGUGUCUGUCUGUGGGCAUGAGCCGCGACGCGGUGCGUUUCGGGCGGAUUCCGAAGCGUGAGAAGCAGAGGAUGUUGGCCGAGAUGCAGAGCGCCAUGAACAACAUGGUGAACGACCAGCUGCAGAGCGACUUCCAGCUCGCCAGCCUGUCGUCCUCCUCCUCUUCCUCAUCCUCUUCCUCCUCGCCGUGUCCGGGGGUGACCAUCGCCCCCCGGCCUCAGCCCUCAGCCCUGCCUCCAGCCCCCUCCUCACCCUCCCCGCCUGCUUCGGCUUCCUCUUCCUCCCCACCGCCUCUUCCCUCCCAUCAGAGCUCCUCCCCCUCCUGCUCCCCACCCCCCAGCCCCGGGAUGGACUCCACCAUCAGCGCCAUUGCUCGCGCUCACCGCGAGACGUUCCUAUACGCUCACGACAAGCUGGCUAAUAACCACAUCCACCACAAUGGGGAGGCGGAGCUCUGGCACCCCAACCGCUGCCCAAACGGUUACCAUGCCAACGGCCUCAACACCAUCUACCACCACAAUAACAACCUGGCCACAGAGUGCUACCUACCGGAAAACAGCCGCACACAUCUUCACCGUAGCAACGGGAGGCAAAGCCAGCAGAGCGGUCCCGCUGGUCAUGUGACCCAGGAGCAGCGCUGUCCAGUGAAGAAGCAGACGGGGAUCGUGCUGGCUUGUCCAAUGAACAUGCAGCCUCAGGCCGACCCCUCGAAGACCCCGCAGCAGAUAUGGGAGGACUUCUCGCUGUCCUUCACGCCCGCCGUCAGGGAGGUGGUAGAGUUCGCCAAACAUAUUCCAGGAUUCAGCGGUCUGUCCCAGAACGACCAGGUGGCCCUGCUGAAGGCCGGCACCUUUGAGGUGCUGAUGGUGCGUUUUGCGUCGCUGUUUAACAUGAAGGAGCAGACGGUGACGUUCGUCUCCGGCGCCACCUACAAUCUGCAGGAGCUGCGGGCGAUGGGCAUGAGGGACCUGCUGGGAGCCAUGUUUGACUUCAGCCACAAGCUGGCGGCGCUGGAGCUGGACAGCGAGGAGCUCGGACUCUUCACCGCCGUGGUGCUCGUGUCAGCAGACCGCUCCGGCAUCGAAGACGUGGCGUCGGUGGAGCAGCUGCAGGAGAAUCUGAUCCGCGCUCUUCGCUCGUUGGUCAACAAGUCGCCCGUCGCCCCAGAGAGCGAGCACCUCGACGUGGACUCGCCACGCUUCACCAAACUGCUGCUGAAGUUGCCAGAUCUGCGGACGCUCAACAACAUGCACUCUGAGAAGCUGCUGUCCUUCCGCAUCGACGUUUGAUGACAUCACUGCGAUGUCACCGCAUCGCCACGCUCUCCAGCCCUUAACAUCGCAGCGUCAUCCAGACCGCAUCGGACUGGCAGGAUGACGAUGUCAUCAGCAGAACUUUGCAAGACAUGCGUCUCCCCGCCAAAAUAAAAGUCUGCUUUAAAACAGCUGGUUGAUGUUUUAAAGGAGCAGGCUGCCAUUUUUAAACCACACUAUUUUAACCAGUGUAAGCCCAAACCGUUAGCUUAGCCUAGCCAGCCCAGUUCUUUGACUUUACUGGAGCGUCACCAGCAGGAAGUCUGAAAGACAAAAGAAAGAAGCGUGAAGGACGUGGACGACGACAGUACGCUAACUGACGAGCUCACACAGGACAAACCUGUUCGUUCAGCUUCACUUCCACUUCCUGUUGAUGUCAUCAUUCUGUCUGAUUUUAGCUUUGUUAACGUUCAUGAUGAGUUCAGACGCUUUUAAUUUGAAAGUUUUCCCAGCUGGAGACAGAUGCACACUAAAAGUAGCUCUUUCAAACGUCUGGACGCAUCCAGCUGCUUUUAAUGAUUUUAAGGACUUUGGGAUCAGCUCCUUCGAUUUUCAGCGGCCGGCGAUCUCUGACUGCGGCGGCCUCCACUUCCACUCUGCAGGAAACAGAAACUCUUCCAGUACGAACUGAUUCAUCCUGAACUUCCAAACUGUGGAGCGUCCGGAAUGAUGACUCCACCCACUACAGAGAUGGAGGAGGCGGGGCAUGACCUGGCGACGCCUCAGACAAACCUUAUGCAGCUGAUGUUCUGUAAAGAAACUGUACAUAGCCAUGAACACAAAGAUCCAGCUAUACUUGAACUGUUCCCCUGAGAUCUGUUGUACACAACUAUUUUUGGUUAAUAUGAAUAUAUGCCUGUGCAGAUAUCGUGACUAUGAAAGUAUGUACAAGCGAGGAAGUGCACCUGAUGAAAGAAGAUCUCUGAUGUGUUUUAAUCUGUGGUUUAUGUUGUAAAGACGUUAUAUAAAAAUGAUAUAUAAAUAUA
Molecule: messenger RNA, 5705 nt
Organism: Haplochromis burtoni (Burton's mouthbrooder)
Lineage: Eukaryota; Metazoa; Chordata; Actinopteri; Cichliformes; Cichlidae
Gene: nr1d1
Product: nuclear receptor subfamily 1, group d, member 1
Exons: 8
Coding region: 2995-4695 (566 amino acids)
Biological process (GO): positive regulation of transcription by RNA polymerase II; hormone-mediated signaling pathway; cell differentiation
Molecular function (GO): zinc ion binding; RNA polymerase II cis-regulatory region sequence-specific DNA binding; nuclear receptor activity
Source: RefSeq, a predicted model, not a curated record